AUGCCUGGCAUCAUUCCGUUCGACGGCGCUGGAUCGAAGCCUGCAUUCCCUUGGGAGCUCGUCCCUGCCAGACGGCAAGAGUCAGCAGUGGCCGCCGAAGGCUCGACUGCAGCUCCUCUUGGUCCGAGGAUAUCUUCUGCUCCGUCAAGCUCGAAGCCCUUGUCCGGGAUCCGACUCGAGGUGCGGCCCACUGCCAACGGCAGCACAGCAUCGACGCCCAAGCGCAAGCCGAGGGCCCAAUCGGCCUCGCCCGCGCCUGCAAACGAUAGCCCGAUCACGAAGACGGGCAUGGUGACCAGCCCGCAUCAGCAGCCAGCGAAAGAACAAUGCUGGGGUAUCAAGCAGGAUGGGAAUCGAUGCACGCGCCGGGUCAAGAGGAUCAACGGUGUGAGUUCCACGGCGCGUAACAAGGGUGCAGGCAAGGACAAGGGACGCGUCACGUCGACGUCGACUCCAGUCACGGACGGAAGCAGCAACCGUCGUCAGGAUCGCGCGCCUAUCGUCAUCGGCGAUGACAGCGACGACGAGCAUCUCCGGACAAGCGCGUCCGCCAGGAAUCGCAAAGGAAGAGCGGCUGUCUCGCCAGCCGUGGAUGAUGAAGGCGUCCUCUCCUCGGACGACGAGGCCUACUGCUUCCAACACGUUGCCGAGAUUAACAAGAGCAGCGGUAUCUACGUGCCAUCCAGAGGCGCGUCCGCCGAGGUGCAGGUGUACGUGGCGUUUGCCGAGUAUCUCGACGCCGGGCGUCUCUCGGACCACGUCCAGGCGCUGCUGCGCAAGGCCAUGGCCGAGCCCAGUUCCGCCGCCGACCUCGAGGAGCGGGGCUACCUGUACAUCUACGAGCUGCGCGACCGCUCCGAUGCCGAUCGCGUGUGCCUCAAGGUCGGGCGUGCUGUCAACGUCUUUCGGCGGAUCAACCAGUGGCGCUCGCAGUGCCAGAGCAAGGACCCGGUGCUACGCGCCUUUUUCCCGUCGUCCCAGGGGCAGGGCCUCCUCUCUGGAGCCGACGCGCCCGACAGCCCGGGCAUCCUGCUCAGCCACAAGUGGGAGCGGCUGGUCCACCUCGAGCUCCGCGAGGUCGGCGAAAAGGUCGAGGAGGCAUGCCAGGACUGCGGAUCGAGGCACCGCGAGAUCUUCAUGCUGCCGCGCCGCGCCGACCCCUGCGGCGGCUUCGAGCUGGCCAAGGCCAUCGUCGAGAGGUGGAUGCGCUUCGUUGUCGCCGUCAACGGCGGCCCAGUCUAG
This is a messenger RNA of Pseudozyma flocculosa PF-1, 1242 nucleotides long. RefSeq lists its product as uncharacterized. The coding region runs from base 1 to 1242 and encodes 413 amino acids. The record is from RefSeq and is a predicted model, not a curated record. NCBI's taxonomy places the organism in Eukaryota, Fungi, Basidiomycota, Ustilaginomycetes, Ustilaginales, Ustilaginaceae. The transcript has a single exon.